This is a messenger RNA of Paramacrobiotus metropolitanus, 916 nucleotides long. RefSeq lists its product as uncharacterized. Lineage: Eukaryota; Metazoa; Tardigrada; Eutardigrada; Parachela; Macrobiotidae. The transcript is spliced from 3 exons. The record is from RefSeq and is a predicted model, not a curated record. The coding region runs from base 39 to 677 and encodes 212 amino acids.
CGAUACAUAACCGUAUCACAUUACACGCCGGUCUGAGCAUGUUUGGUGUGGUGGUUUUAUGUCCCUGUUGCGAAUUGAAGGAUCGCACCUUGUUUGUAAAGGUUUUGCUGCAAGCUUUCGAAAUGGACAGCCGUCUCGUUUCCGCUGGGAUUUUCCUUUGCGUGGUAUUGCGCUGCGCUUACAGUUUCAUGUUGCCCACGUAUGGAUCUAACAACUAUCUGCAGCCGAUGCAACCCAUGAAUGGCUUCCAGCCAAUGCAGCCCAUGCAGCCUCUGCCCGGCAUGACGUCCUACCCGCCGAUGACCUUUGAUUUUGCCGGUCAGCAGCCCAAUCCCAACUUUCCCACUCUCCACUUCCCGCAGAUCUACGUUCCCAGCGUCCAGAUUCCCAACCAACCGGGUGUCAGUGUCCUGAAUAACUCGGCGUCCGCCCAAGGGCCUAACGGCGCCGGAAGUGGCGUAUCCGUCGGGGCCAGUGCUUCCGGACCAGGUGCGCAUGCCGGCGGAUCUGCCCAAUCGAGUGGUUCAGGCAGCAGCAGCGAUGGCUAUCAGAGCAGUAGCCACGGGAUGUCCUUCAUGUCCAGUGGAUUGAAGAAAGCGUAUUCCCAACCAGCGUAUCCGUAUCAGUCAAACUAUCUCGGACAGAUUACUGCAUGGGGACCUAGCGGAUACUACUAAAGGUUAUCUAUUUAUAAUGGGUAUCUGUGCAGCAGAUCUGCCAAAAAUGUUGUUCGUAGAUUGAUUAAAUCUGGUAAAUUAUGAUUUAUUAAGUAAUUUAACACUUUGAGCCUUAAUGUAUUUGCGCUGUUAUUUUCGUUCUACCGAGAAAUGUGUGAAAGUUCCUGAUUAUUAGCACUUCCUAAUUAAGAGAUCUCUUUUUUUAGCUUGAAAACAGGAAUAAAGCUUACUGCACAUCA